Colletotrichum aenigma is the source of this 1146-nucleotide messenger RNA. RefSeq names its product Isocitrate dehydrogenase [NAD] subunit 2. The record is from RefSeq and is a predicted model, not a curated record. Gene Ontology annotation, cellular component: mitochondrion. Gene Ontology annotation, molecular function: isocitrate dehydrogenase (NAD+) activity; NAD binding; magnesium ion binding. Bases 1 to 1146 code for a protein of 381 amino acids. Gene Ontology annotation, biological process: isocitrate metabolic process; tricarboxylic acid cycle. Lineage: Eukaryota; Fungi; Ascomycota; Sordariomycetes; Glomerellales; Glomerellaceae. The transcript is spliced from 5 exons.
AUGCUGGCCGCCCGUACUUUCGCUGCGCCCAUGAGGCGGCAGGUUCUGCGCGCUGCCCCUCGCGCCGCCGCCGUUUCCCAGUUCCAGAACUCCAGAUUUUACAGCGAGAAGGUCGCCAAGUUCAACGGCGUCAAGGACUCUAACGGCAACUACCCGGUCAGCUUGAUUGAGGGUGACGGAAUCGGUCCCGAGAUCUCCCAGGCCGUCAAGGACAUCUUCGCCGCGGCAAAGGCCCCCGUCACUUGGGAGCCUGUCGAUGUCACUCCCAUCCUCAAGGAUGGCAAGACUGCCAUCCCCGAUGCCGCCAUUGAGAGCAUCAAGCGCAACAAGAUCGCCCUGAAGGGUCCCCUCGCCACCCCCAUUGGCAAGGGCCACGUCUCCCUCAACCUGACUCUCCGCCGCACCUUCAACCUCUUCGCCAACUUGCGUCCCUGCCGAUCCGUCGCCGGCUACAAGACCCCCUACGACAACGUCGACACCGUCCUGAUCCGCGAGAACACCGAGGGUGAAUACUCUGGUAUCGAGCAUGUCGUUGUUGAUGGUGUCGUCCAGUCCAUCAAGCUCAUCACCCGCGAGGCCUCCGAGCGCGUCCUCCGCUUUGCCUUCCAGCACGCCCGCGAGAUUGGUCGCAAGAAGGUCCGCGUUGUUCACAAGGCCACCAUCAUGAAGAUGUCCGACGGUCUCUUCCUCAAGACCGGUAACGAGGUCGCCAAGGACUUCCCCGAUAUCGAGUUCGAUGCCGAGCUCCUCGACAACACCUGCCUGAAGAUGACCACCGACCCUCUCCCCUACAACGACAAGGUCCUCGUCAUGCCCAACCUGUACGGUGACAUUCUGUCCGACAUGUGCGCCGGUCUCAUCGGCGGUCUCGGCCUCACCCCCUCCGGCAACAUCGGCGACGAGUGCUCCAUCUUCGAGGCUGUCCACGGCUCCGCCCCCGACAUUGCCGGCAAGGGCUUGGCUAACCCCACUGCUCUCCUGCUCUCCUCCAUGAUGAUGUUGCGUCACAUGAGCCUCGGCGAGUACGCCGACAGAAUCGAGAAGGCUGCUUUUGAUACCCUCGCGGAAGGAAAGGCCCUCACUGGUGACCUGGGUGGCAAGGCCAAGACGGACGAGUUCGCUGGCGCCAUCAUUUCCAAGCUGUAA